Molecule: messenger RNA, 3235 nt
Organism: Nasonia vitripennis (jewel wasp)
Lineage: Eukaryota; Metazoa; Arthropoda; Insecta; Hymenoptera; Pteromalidae
Gene: eIF3c
Product: eukaryotic translation initiation factor 3 subunit C
Exons: 12
Coding region: 182-2842 (886 amino acids)
Biological process (GO): translational initiation
Cellular component (GO): eukaryotic translation initiation factor 3 complex
Molecular function (GO): RNA binding; translation initiation factor binding; translation initiation factor activity
Source: RefSeq, a predicted model, not a curated record
GGUGCAGUCCUAACCUCUUUUCGAGUGGAUUGUUGGGAGUGGAGGAAUCGACACUUUUUGUUUUGGAAUAUCAAAAAUAAUUAGUGCGAGUAAGUGGCCGAAUUCAGCGUUUCCGGGAAAACUAAAUUUUCCUUUACGCUUCAAGUGCUUUACUUCUGCCGGAAAAGUUUAAGGAGCCAAGAUGAGUCGUUUCUUUGCCACUGCUUCGGACUCGGAGUCCGACACCUCCAGUGAGGAGGAGCAGGUUCAGCGCGCACCAGCAGCAGCUUUUACCUUCAGCGAUGAAGAAGAAGAAACCAAGCGUGUUGUUAGGUCAACCAAAGAGAAGAGAUACGAAGAGAUCACAAAUCUCAUCAAGUUGAUCAGAAAUUACAAGAAAAUCAAAGAUAUGAGCUGCAUGCUUAGCACGUUUGAGGACCUGAUGAGGGCCUACCAAAAGGCUUUACCUGUCAUCUCAAAGGAAGAAAGUGGACAGACUCCACGUUUCUACAUACGUUGCUUAGUUGAGAUGGAAGAUUUUAUCAAUGAAGUAUGGGAAGACAGAGAAGGACGUAAGAAUAUGUCAAAGAACAACUCCAAAUCAUUGACAUCCCUGCGUCAAAAACUGAGAAAAUAUAACAAAGACUUUGAAGAAGAAAUUGCCAAGUUCCGGGAAAAUCCAGACCAAGAUGAUGAUGAAGAAGAAGAGAAGGCUGAGCAAUCAGAUUCUGAUGAUGGCCGUGCCAAUGAAUUCAGAAAACAAGAACCCAGUGCACCAGACGCUUCUAAAUUCAAGAAAGGUGCUGAUGAUGAUGGAAGUGAGAGCGAUUCUGACUGGGGCAGUUCAUCCGACAGUGACAGUUCUAGCAGCUCCGACGAUGACAAGCCUCAGCACGUUGGUGCCGAUUAUUUCAGAAAAACUCAGAAGGAAGGAGUCGAUGAAGAAUCGAAACAAAUCAAAAAAGAACACCGCAAAGAUCGUAAGAAGGAGGAUAGGAAGAAGAAGCGCGAAGAAGACGAUGGCGAGGGCGAAUGGGAAACCGUCAAGGGAGGAGUUGCCAUCCCGUCAGAAAAGCCAAAAAUGUUCGCUAAAGAUGCCGAGAUCAACACCGGUGCAGUGUUGAAAAAAUUGAACGAAAUUAUUGCCGCUCGUGGUAAGAAGAGGACUGACAGACGAGAGCAAAUUGAACUGCUGCACGAGCUGCAAUCUAUUGCUGAAGCUCACAACCUUGGUGCUGCUGUCUCAGUCAAGAUAAAGUUCUCCAUAGUUUCUUCAAUCUUUGAUUACAACCCAAAAGUAUCUGAUGCAAUGAAACCAGAAUAUUGGUCCAAGCUUUUGGAGCGCAUCACAGAAAUGCUGAACCUUCUUUCGGCUACACCUGAUAUGACAAUUGCGGAUUCUAUUCCCGAGGACGAAGAAGAGUAUGAAAAAGCUCCUUUUAAGUUACACGGUUGUGUCCUUACUCUGGUGGAACGCUUGGAUGAGGAAUUCACGAAACUCCUUAAGGAAUGCGAUCCUCACAGCAAUGAAUAUGUAGAGAGGUUGAAGGAUGAGAAACAGGUAACCACUAUCAUUGACAAAGUCCAGGAGUACUUGGAGAGGAAAGGAUCAGUAUCAGAAUUGUGCCGUAUCUACCUCCGCAAGAUUGAGCACCUUUAUUAUAAAUUCGAUCCUACUGUGCUGAAGCAAAAAGACGGAGAAGUUCCUUCGGACGUUAUCACCUCUGUGAAAGUCAUGGAAAAGCUUUGUAAAUACGUUUACGCUCACGACGAUACCAACCGUCUGAGAACAAGAGCCAUCCUUUCGCACAUUUACCACCACGCUUUGCAUGACAACUGGUUCCAAGCCCGUGAUCUCAUGCUCAUGUCUCACUUGCAAGAGGCUAUCCAACAAUCUGAUCCGGCAACUCAGAUCCUGUACAAUCGUACGAUCGCUCAUCUUGGUCUCUGUGCAUUCCGUCACGCUAACAUCAAGGAUGCUCACGGCUGCCUUUUGGACUUAAUGAUGACCGGUAAGGUUAAAGAACUCUUGGCUCAAGGUCUCUUACCCCAGAGGCAACACGAGCGUAGCAAGGAGCAGGAGAAGAUCGAGAAGCAGCGCCAGAUGCCAUUCCACAUGCACAUCAACAACGAAUUGCUCGAAUGCGUGUACCUCGUCUCGGCUAUGCUCAUUGAAAUUCCUUACAUGGCUGCUCACGAAUUCGACGCCAGAAGGAGAAUGAUCUCAAAGACCUUUUACCAGCAACUGAGGUCGAGUGAGCGUCAGUCGCUCGUUGGUCCACCCGAAUCAAUGAGGGAGCACGUUGUUGCCGCAGCUAAGGCUAUGCGCAACGGCAACUGGGCCGCUUGCAAUAACUUUAUCAUCAAUGAGAAAAUGAACGCCAAGGUUUGGGAUUUGUUCUAUCAGGCCGAUAAGGUACGCGCUAUGCUGACCAAACUCAUCAAAGAGGAGGCUUUGAGGACGUACCUAUUCACGUAUUCCCACGUUUACGAUUCGAUAUCCAUGCCAACACUGGCCGAUAUGUUCCAACUGGAAAGACCCCUUGUUUAUUCCAUUAUCAGUAAAAUGAUCAUCAAUGAGGAACUCAUGGCAUCCCUGGAUGAUCCCACGGAAACGGUCGUAAUGCACCGUAGUGAGCCAAGUCGCCUACAAUCACUGGCGCUGCAAUUGACAGAUAAGGUCAAUAACUUCGUUGAUUCGAAUGAGCGCAUAUUUGAGAUGAAGCACCAAGGGAGCUACUUCUCCAGAGGUGGCAAUCAAGGUAACUUCCGUGAUCGUCAGAAUUAUAACAGACAGGGACAGGAUUGGGGUCGUCAGAGGCGUGAUCGUGAUCGUAACCGUGAAGAGAACAGGAAUUAUUGAAUUUCAUAAGUAAAGGAAUUCCACAAGAAUAAUGACAUUGGCGAUGAAUAAAUCAAUGUUUUUAUUCAAUGAAAAUGUAUUUAUUCAUUUAAUUACAAAUUUUACAUCCAUUAUUUUAUAAAUCUGUUUAAUAAAAAUAUCUUUUUUUCUCUACAGUUAAGUAUUAAAAAAAUAGCAUAUUAUUUGAAUAAAAUAAACUAGUUUUUUCUUUAAUAUAAAUUUUUUUCAUAAAAAAUAAAUAAAAUUAUAUAUACAUUUAUACAGCAAAAAAUGUACACAAUAACGUCAUUCUCAGAAGAUUUUUGAAAUCUUAGCAUAUAUGUCUAAUCAGGCGUUCUGUAGACUCUCAAUGAUUUUAGUACCUGUUAAAAUACAGUCUGAUGUUAAAACUAA